GUUCUCAAUUGACUUGACUAGUUGACUUUGAUGUAACAGAGGUAUCAUACCCUUGCGGGAAAUGAAUACGUAGCUAUUGCUUGUAUUUAAAUUCAGAAGGCAGACAAAUAGCAGAGGUAAAAUAUUAUACAAAAUAAGCUUAAAUAUGACAUCCUCAUCCUCUGUUCUAAAUGCUUACUUUGUGGCAACAGUUGUAUGGGUUAUUGUUCUUACAGUAACUUCGAUGAUGUUAGGAGCAGCAGAGUGGCAAGAUUCAGAAGCUCAGGCAUUGUUGGAGAGUGGGUGGUGGAAUUGCUAUGUCAACAACACUGUAAAUCAUUGUAGCUGGCCUGGUGUAACAUGCAACUACGAUGGAAGCGUCAUCGAGAUUAGACUUCCAUAUUAUUUUCAAGGGGAAGUAAUAUUUACAAAGAUGAACUUUUCUGCCUUCCCCAAUCUUAUUCGGCUUGAUCUUAGUUACCAAGGGUGUAGCGGGAGCAUCCCUCCUGGUUUAGGUCAUCUGACCAAACUUAGAAAACUGUAUCUUAAUGGAAACCAACUCAGUGGAUCCAUUCCAACAGAAAUUGGGAAGCUACAUAAUUUGGUUACUUUGGACCUUUCUAGCAACUUUCUUUCAGGUUCCAUCCCUCAAGAAUUUGGAGACAUGAAGAACCUCAGCUUUCUAUGCAUAGAUACAAACCAACUUAGUGGUUCUAUCCCCUCCCAAAUAGGAAACAUGAAGAGUCUCAUCUACCUAAAUAUGGAGCAAAACCAAAUUCUUGGUCCCCUACCUCCGACUUUGGGUCUUUUACACAAGUUGAAGCACUUCAAUAUUGGGGCAAAUCAAAUCUAUGGUUCCAUCCCCUUGGAAAUUGGGAAUUUAAAGAAUUUACAGACCUUGGAUCUUAGCCACAAUAGUCUUACAGAUUCAAUUCCUCCCGCUUUGCGUCAUCUAACUAGUCUGACCUACUUGUAUCUUGAUUCAAAUCUUCUAGGAUCCAUCCCUUUUCAGCUUGGGAAUUGCUUCAAUUUAAUGGAGUUAUCAUUGAGCAACAACAACAUUAAUGGAGGCAUCCCUCUUGAGAUUGGCAAUCUCUUUCGUCUCUCACUAAUUGAUAUUAGCCACAAUUUCAUCAGUGGAGAGAUACCUCGUCAACUUGGGAAUUUAUUUUACUUGGAGGCCUUAGAUCUUAGUUACAAUAACCUCUCAGGCCAAAUCCCAAUUGAAUUGCUUCAUUUUCCAAAGAGGUCUUUCAUAGGAAAUAAGGGAUUAUAUGAUCACCCUCUUAGGAACAAAGUGUUGAGAAGAGUACAUAGGGGUAAAAGUAGGGAAGCAUAUCCAAGUCCAACAAAAAAUGGGGAUAUAUUCUCAAUAUGGAACUUUGAUGGAAGGAUCGCAUAUGAAGAUGUCAUUGAAGCAACUGAGGAUUUUGACAUCAAAUAUUGCAUUGGCACUGGUGGCUAUGGCAGUGUUUAUAAAGCACAAUUGCCGAGUGGCCAAGUAGUUGCUUUAAAGAAAUUGCAUAAAAGGGAAGCAGAGGAGCCAGCAUUUGAUAAGAGUUUCAGGAAUGAGGUUAAGAUAAAUGAUGCUGAAGCUGUGGAUCUGGAUUGGAACCUAAGAGUGAAUGUCAUAAAAAACAUAGCGCAUGCUUUGUCUUACCUUCACCAUGAUUGCAUCCCACCCAUCAUUCAUCGGGACAUAUCAAGCAACAACAUUCUAUUGAACUCAAAACAGGAGGCUUUUGUUGCUGAUUUUGGAAAUUCUAGAUUUUUGGAUCUUGAUUCAUCCAAUUAUACUGUACUUGCUGGCACCUAUGGUUAUAUUGCCCCAGAGCUUGCCUAUACAAUUGUUGUGACUGAGAAGUGUGAUGUUUAUAGCUUUGGAGUUGUGGCAUUAGAAGUAUUGAUGGGAAGACAUCCUGGGGAACUAUUAACAUCAUUGUCAUCAUCACCAUCUUCUUUGCAAAAUGUGAUGCUAAGUGACAUAUUAGAUACACGUCUAUCACCUCCAAGAAGCAGAAAUCUGAUGAAGAAUAUUUUGGUUGCUACUACACUUGCAUUGGCUUGCUUGCGCGGAAAACCCAAGUCUAGGCCAACAAUGAAAUUUGUGUCUCAACAGUUUGUUGCUCACCAAACACCACUCAAGAAGCCUUUUCCAUCUAUUUCUCUAUUGGAACUUGUGAAUAGUGAAUUGAAGAUGGAAAAUGAAAUAGAAUCUCUACCAAAACUUUCAAGUCAUCCGGCCAAAUAUCAUGAUUCGUCCUUAAACGAAAUCCUUGAUGUAUAAUUUUGAGAAUCAAAUGGCUACCUUGUUUUGACGAGAGAUUGUCAAUAAAAACAACUUGUUCCUCAUUUAGUUAAUAAAUGGAGUACCCUGCA
Rubroshorea leprosula is the source of this 2358-nucleotide messenger RNA. Lineage: Eukaryota; Viridiplantae; Streptophyta; Magnoliopsida; Malvales; Dipterocarpaceae. The record is from the annotation of a GenBank genome assembly.